ACAGGGGAGACGGUGCGGGGUGGCCACGGGAGGGUGGUCUGGGCUGUGAGAGGGCAUGGGAGGACACGGCUAGAUAAGCACCAAGAACCUGACAUCUUCCUUGUCUUGUGAGUCUGAAUCAAAUCCCUCAGCCCAUGAGAUUGCGGAGGAUGUCCUCCGGUAACCCGUCCCCCCACAGAAGGGUCUGCCUGCCUUAGCCAACCCGUCCUCCCAGGCAUCCUGCCGGCGAUGGCCUCGACGCCCCAGUGAGGGGUGAAAGGACGAGGACCGAGUCCCCCCAGCACCGCCACGUCCCCCGGGAGAGCCAUGGAGGCCCCCCUGGAUGUUCCUGUAGGGAACCUCAUCGACUUCGAUGCCGAAACGCCCACCUGCGUCCCCCCGGAGCCCUCUCCUCCCGCCGCCCCCAGCGGCAACGGGCACCUGGGGGACGCGGGGGACGUGGCCGGGGAGGAGAGCGAUGCCACUGAAUCGGCGGACAGUGAGAAUGACAUGGGCGACUCUCCCAGGCGCUGGAGCGGCUACCGCCGGUCCUCCUCCGUCGAGUCCUUCUCCUCCAGCCAGAGCACUGAGUCGGCCCGGGAUGAGGCGACGGCCGAGCGCCGGGAAUUCAUCCGGCACUACGUGGAGAAGAUCUUCACGGGGGGAGAGGAUUUGGACCAAGAAGAGAAGGCCAGGUUUGGUGAGCUCUGCAGCAGCGAGAACGGGAAGGGCAGGGAGUGGUUUGCGAGAUACGUGAGCGCCCAGCGCUGCAACUCCAAGUGCGUCUCGGAGCAGACCUUCUACCGCCUGAUGCAGUCGUUCGCCCUCGUGCUGUUUGAGUGUCACCAGAUGGAUGACUUCAGCCCUGCCAAGAACCUCAUGACCAUGUGUUUCACCUACUACUACAUCGGCAAGACCCAUGCGUUGCCCUUGGAGGCCAAGGAGAAGCCCAUGGGCAGCAUCGACUCGUACCUUAAGUCGGCGAACAGCUGGCUGGCAGAGAAGAAGGACAUUGCGGAGCGGCUGCUGAAAAACACAUCGGCCAAGACGGAGAACGUCAAGGGCUUCUUCGGGGGCCUGGAGACCAAACUGAAGGGUCCCACCACCAAAAAGAGCGAUGAAGGUGAGGACAAACCAAAGGAGAAGCUGAAGAAGACGGUUUCUGUGCAGAGCCCAGAGGAGGAGAAGAAAGGAGAGAAGAUCUACUUGUACAUGCACCUCAAGCAGCAGCCGAUCUGGCACAACCUGCGGUUUUGGAACGCCGCCUUCUUCGAUGCCGUGCACUGUGAGCGAAGGAAGCGAUCCCCCACCACCAGGGAGAAGUGGUGCCACAUGACGCAGGAGGAGCGUGACGACAGCCUCCGCUUCAACGAGAACAUCACCUUUGGGCAGCUGGGCACCUUCAUUCACAACAUGCUGGCGUUCGGCCUGAACAAGAAGCUCUGCAGCGACUUCCUAAAGAAGCAGGCGACCAUCGGCAAUUUGGACGAAGAGCAAUACAAGCUGCUCAGUGACCACAUCGAGCAGAUGGCCACCGAAUAGCCGCCUGGCCGGCAUGCUGAGGCGGAGAGAUGGCAGCCAGAGCGGGUGGGGAGGGGAGAGAAACCCACCUUCGGGGCUAC
Messenger RNA from Haliaeetus leucocephalus (bald eagle), 1601 nucleotides. RefSeq names its product KIAA0513 ortholog. Bases 307 to 1521 code for a protein of 404 amino acids. The transcript has 12 exons. Lineage: Eukaryota; Metazoa; Chordata; Aves; Accipitriformes; Accipitridae. The record is from RefSeq and is a predicted model, not a curated record.